AUUCAUUCCCACCCGACAACCCCCCGGAGAGGAACCAAGGGGAGAGAAUACUCUUCGGAGAGAGAGAAAAAGGGACAGCUUCAGCCGUUUGAACCUUGGAUCCUACAAAUCUUCUCGAUCCACGGCCUUUUCUGUUUCCAUGCAUUACAACGUCCACUUUCUCGCUCCGGCGGUUGCCUUGGUGGGACUGGUGAUCCAGUGCGGGACGAACGCGGCCAUAAUUCCCGACUCGCUGGGUCGCCGAGUCAUCGCUGAGCCGAGGAGUGCUCACACUGUUCAGGAAUUCCCAGACCCGGGUGGCUCAGCUCCCGAACCGGCUCGGUGGUCCACCCGGAUUCGAGAUAGUAUUGUCGGCCAGUUGUUCGGGAGGGCCGACCGGCACGGAAGGCGGAGGGAGAAUCAAAGAUACUUGUCCGACACGGCGAAGGUUGUCUCGCAGUAUGCUGGCGAUGUGGUGUUGCGUUUCACCCUCAAGACACCCGAGGAGGUGAAAGCUCUAGCCGAAGCUUCGAACAUCUUGCUUUUGGACGUUUGGUCGACAACCAAGACCCACGCUGAUAUUAGGAUAGCGGAGGCGGAUGUAUGUCUUGCCUUGCUUCCCAUCCCAUUGCUGGGGGGCUAGUUGUUAACCGUGAUGCUUAGAUCCCACCCCUGUUGGACCUUUUGCCCGCUUCAUUACAGCAUUCGCAUGCCCGCUUGAUGCACGACUUGAGCCAGACUGCUCGAGAUACUUAUCCUGGGGAAUCACCCGGCGGCCGUUACCAUGGCCGGACACCCGACGGAGUCCAAAACCUCUUCUUCCAAGAUUACCAACCGCUUGAUGUGAUUCAGGCAUGGAUGAAUCUCCUUAGAUCCCUCUUUCCUAGUCUUGUGGAAAUCGUGAGCAUUGGGAAGAGUUAUGAGGGGCGCGAUAUCCAAGCAAUCCGUGUGGGGAAGCGGGGAGGGGAUGGAGGGAGGAAAACCAUUAUUGUGACCGGAGCGGUUCAUGCAAGGGAAUGGAUCAGCGUUUCGACAGUAUCCUAUUUGGCAUACUCUCUUAUCACUGGAUACAAAAGGAGUAAUGAUCGCUCGUUGGAUACCAUAGUUGAUGAAUUUGACUGGUAUUUCAUUCCGACUCUCAACGUUGAUGGCUACGUGUAUACAUGGGAGGGCGAUAGGCUUUGGAGGAAGAAUAGGCAGCCGACCACCUUGGCUUUCUGCAAAGGAAUUGAUCUGGACAGAGCAUACAACUUCCAUUUCGACGGGUCGUCCCAAUCACAAUCGAACCCUUGCAGCGACAGUAUGUAUAACCCUGCAAAAGUUGUGUAACCCCUAUCGCGAGUCAGUUCUAAUGAGGGCAUAGUGUUCCCGGGAACUUCCCCCUUCGAAGCAACAGAAGCAAAGGUGUUUUCGGAUUGGACGUACAAUAUGACCAGGGAGGGGGCCAAGAUAGUGGGACUACUCGACUUCCAUUCUUACUCGCAACAGAGUACGACGACAUUGCCGGUUUGGUUUAGGAUAUAUGCUAACAUUUUGCCAGUUCUCUACCCAUACUCAUACUCCUGCAACAGUAUGCCCCCAGAUCUCGAGAACCUCGAAGAACUAGGAAUCGGCCUGGCUAAAGCCAUUCGAUUGGUUUCUGGUGAACAUUAUGAGGUGACAUCGGCCUGCGAGGGCACCGGGUUCGCCAAGUACCAGGGCACGACCGGCGGCGGGAGCAUGAUGGACUUUUUCUACGCUGAGGAUCGUAUCCCCUACUCGUACCAGAUCAAAUUGAGGGAUACGGGUAGCUACGGGUUCUUGCUGCCCAAAGACCAUAUCAUUCCCGCUGGCGAGGAGAGCAUGAAUUUAUUGAAGUAUUUCGGGAUGUUCAUUCUCGAUGAUGGAUCUCCAGUACAGCGGCAUAGCGGGUUGAAGAAGAAGAAGUGAAGUAUUUCCUUGUGUCCUGUUCCGUUGGGAAAAAAGAUUGAUUCGAACGAAUUGGGGUGGGUUAGUCUCUUUCUUCUUGUUUACUCCUUUUGGUGUUUCGUGAUCACGGCUCGCGACACGUUUCGGGUGGAGACAAGCAAAUGGCGAGUUGGUCCGUGCGGGUAGGCUGGGUAUUCGAUUUUUCCUUCGGUGUUUUGGGGUGGGCAUAGUUUGCUUUGCGUGUACACGGGUUGGGCAUGGCCACAAAAAUUGGCAUGUAUCUGGCAUGGCAUGGGGUGGGAUGGAUGGCAGGAAAAGCAAGCCUCAAAAAGUGUCCUUGGGGGGCUUGACUUCUUGUAUAUUCCGAGGAGCCGUUGUCUCUUUUCGCUGUUUGUCUUUACCGUCUUUUUUCCUCUUUUUGGAUAUCACUUUAAUGAGCACAAAAUGUUGUAAUAAUG
Messenger RNA from Tuber aestivum (summer truffle), 2345 nucleotides. The record is from the annotation of a GenBank genome assembly. Lineage: Eukaryota; Fungi; Ascomycota; Pezizomycetes; Pezizales; Tuberaceae.